Messenger RNA from Hemibagrus wyckioides, 6884 nucleotides. RefSeq names its product laminin, gamma 1 (gene lamc1). Lineage: Eukaryota; Metazoa; Chordata; Actinopteri; Siluriformes; Bagridae. The coding region runs from base 286 to 5070 and encodes 1594 amino acids. The transcript has 27 exons. The record is from RefSeq and is a predicted model, not a curated record.
UUUUUUUUGCACUGAACUUCUAUGACUUGCGCACUAGCUGGCAGGGUGUAGUCUGGUCAGAUGUAGCUCUUUUCCUCUAAAAGUUUUAUUUCUUUUCCUUCAUGGCGGUGCUCAGGAAUCAAUAGCCCAAACGAGUGGAAGUAAAGUCGAGGAAAGAGCAAGGAGAAAAAGGAAGCGUCGCUGUUCUGCAUGGUUUUAUUUCUAACUCCGCAGAACUUUUGAAAAGGCGCAGGUCGGAAAAGGAAAGUCGUUUGGGGGAAAGGGCCAGGACGCACGGAGACAAUAAUGCGCUGCGCGGCUCUUCUAUUGAGUUUACUGACUUUGUGCGCGACGCGCGGUCACGCAGCAAUGGACGAGUGCGUGGACGAGGCGAACCGUCGGCCUCAGCGCUGCUUGCCCGAGUUCGUGAACGCGGCGUUCAACGUGACCGUAGUGGCCACCAACACGUGCGGAUCUCCGCCUGAAGAAUACUGCGUGCAGACCGGUGUCACCGGAGUCACCAAGUCCUGCCACAUCUGCGAUGCCCGAGAUCCGAGACUGCAUCACAGCGCUGUCUACCUCACCGAUUACAACAACCAUGCGGACACCACCUGGUGGCAAAGUCAGACCAUGCUAGCGGGCGUCCAGUACCCCAAUUCCAUCAACUUAACCCUGCACCUAGGCAAGGCCUUUGACAUCACCUACGUGCGCCUCAAGUUCCACACCAGCCGCCCAGAGAGCUUUGCCAUCUACAAGCGCACACGUGAGGACGGCCCAUGGAUCCCGUAUCAGUAUUACAGUGGCUCAUGUGAGAAAACCUAUGGCAAGAUGAACCGUGGGUUCAUCCGCACUGGCGAGGACGAGCAGCAAGCUCUCUGCACAGAUGAGUUCAGCGACAUCUCGCCGCUAACCGGCGGAAACGUGGCCUUCUCGACGCUCGAGGGACGCCCCAGCGCAUACAACUUCGACAACAGCCCGGUGCUUCAGGAUUGGGUGACUGCCACAGACAUCAGAGUGACCCUGAACCGGCUGAACACGUUCGGAGACGAAGUGUUCAAUGACCCCAAAGUCCUCAAGUCAUACUACUAUGCCAUCUCCGACUUUGCUGUAGGAGGAAGGUGCAAAUGUAACGGUCAUGCCAGCGAGUGUGUGAAGAACGAGUACAGCAAGCUGGUGUGUAACUGCAAGCACAACACAGAGGGUGAUGACUGCAGCGUGUGUAAGCCCUUCUAUAACGACCGCCCAUGGAGAAGAUCCACCGCUGACAACGCCAACGAGUGUCUGCCAUGCAACUGCAACGGCAAGAGCAGAGAAUGCUUUUUCGACCCGGCUCUGUACCGUGCCACGGGUCAUGGAGGUCACUGUCGCAACUGCGCCCACAACACGGACGGACCCAACUGUGAGCGCUGUCUGGACAACUACUACAGACUGGGUCCAGACCAGCACUGCCUGCCCUGCAGCUGUAACCCUGUUGGCUCUCUGAGCACUCAGUGUGAUAUCACGGGUCGUUGCAGCUGCAAACCGGGAGUCAUGGGAGAUAAAUGUGACCGCUGCCAGCCCGGGUACCACUCGCUGUCUGAGGCAGGCUGCAGCCCCUGCUCAUGUAACCCCUCCGGAAGCACACAGGAGUGUGAUGUCGAAACGGGACGCUGCCAGUGCAAGGAAAACGUGGAUGGCUUCAGCUGCGACAGGUGUAAACUCGGCUUCUUCAACCUGGAUGCCCAUAAUCCUCAGGGAUGCACUCCGUGCUUCUGCUUCCAUCAUUCCACCGUGUGCGAGAGUGCCGAGGGCUACAGUGUACACACCAUCACGUCCACCUUUGAACGAGGUGAUGAAGGCUGGAAGGGUCAGCGGAGAGACGGCUCCAGCGUGCCAGUGCAGUGGUCUCCAAGCUCUCAGGAGAUCUCGCUCGUGUCAGAAGAUUACUUCCCCAUGUACUUUGUGGCUCCAGAGAAAUUUUUGGGGAACCAUGUCCUGAGCUACGGUCAGAACCUGACUCUGCACUUCCGGGUGGAGCGACGCGACGCUCGCCUUUCAGCUGAGGACGUGGUGCUGGAGGGGGCGGGACAGCGUGUUGCCGUGCCGCUCAUCGCUCAGGGAAAUGCUUACCCUGCAGACCAAAUGCAAACCUUCGUGUUCAGGCUCCAUCACACCCCUGACUCAACUUGGAGACCAGAGCUGAGGCAUGCUGAAUUCCAGAAGCUUCUCCACAACCUGACAUCCGUCAAGAUCCGCGGAACCUACAGCGAGAGAAGUGCUGGGUAUCUGGAUAACGUGUCGCUGGUGACUGCCCGGCGAGGACACGGGGAGCCAGCGCGCUGGGUGGAGAAGUGUUCAUGUCCUGCUGGCUACGAGGGUCAGCACUGUGGCACGUGCGCUCUGGGAUACAGGAGGAGCCAACCGGAGCUGGGUCAAUACAGCCCCUGCGAAACCUGCAACUGCAAUGGCCACAGCGACACCUGCAACUCUGUAACAGGAAUGUGUGACUGCAAGGACAAUACGGCUGGCAUGAGCUGCGAGAGGUGUAAGGACGGUUUCUACGGUGAUGCCAUGGUGGGUUCGCCAUCCGAUUGUAAACCUUGCCCGUGUCCUGCAGGCGCCACCUGUGCCAUCGUGCCCAAAACCCAAGAGGUGGUGUGCACCAACUGUCCGCUCGGCACCACAGGGAAACGCUGUGAGCUGUGCGACGACGGAUUCUUCGGUAACCCGCAAGGCAUCAACGGUCAGAGGAGACCGUGCCGGGCAUGCAACUGCAACAACAACAUCGACCCCAACGCCGUGGGCAACUGUGACCGGGACAGCGGCGAGUGCCUCAAGUGCAUCUACAACACAAACGGCUUUUUCUGUGAUCGCUGCAAAGAAGGUUACUACGGCAACGCCUUGGCUAGCAACCCAGCUGAUAAGUGCAAACCUUGCGCCUGCUCUCCUUACGGCACAGUGGACAGGCAAAAGACCUGCAUGCAGGUGACGGGGCAGUGCAAGUGUCUCCCUCACGUCACCAACCGAGACUGCAGUGCCUGUGAGCCCGGCUACUACAAUCUGAAGAGUGGAAACGGCUGCCAACGGUGCAACUGCAACCCUAUCGGCUCCACUAAUGGCCAAUGUGACAUUGAGACUGGACAGUGCGAGUGUCAGCCCGGGGUCAUGGGUCAGCACUGUGAGCGCUGCGAGGUCAACUUCUUUGGCUUCAGCUCGUCUGGAUGCAAACCCUGCGACUGUGACGCUGAGGGCUCACGGACGGCUCAGUGCAGAGACGACGGCCGUUGCGAAUGUCUCCCCGGCUUCGUCGGCACUCGCUGUGAUAUGUGUGAGGAGAACUACUUCUACAACCGCUCAGUUUCUGGCUGCCAGCAGUGUCCCAACUGCUACAGCCUCGUCAGGGACAAGGUGAACCAGCAGAGACAGAAGCUCCAUGACCUGCAGAAUCUCAUCGACAACUUGGGCAGCCAGGACACAGUGAGCGACAAAGCCUUCGAAGACCGCCUCAAGGAGGCUGAGAAAACCAUCAUGGAUUUGCUGAAGGAAGCUCAGGCCAGCAAAGAGGUGGACAGUGACCUGUUGGAUCGCCUGAGGAGCAUCAACAACACGUUGACGACGCAGUGGAACCGGCUGCAGAACAUCCGGAACACGGUGGAAGACACCGGAAACCUGGCGGACAAAGCGCGCGGAAGGGUGCGCGAGACUGAGAAACUCAUCGAGCGGGCGAGAGAGGAGCUGGACAAGGCGAAGGAUGCCAUCAGCAAAGUGGAUAUCAAAAUUCCCACAACCACUGGAGAUCCAAACAACAUGACGCUCCUGGCUGAGGAGGCUCGCAGUCUGGCUGAGAAGCAUAAAACGGAUGCAGAUCAAAUUGAGAAAAUCGCCAAAGAUGCCAACGACACUUCAACAAAGGCCUACAACCUUCUGAUGAAGACGCUGGACAGCGAGAACAAGAUCAACAAGGACAUUGAUGACCUGAAUAAAAAAUACAACGAGGCCAAGGACCUGGCCAAGAACCUGGAGAAACAGGCCACUAAAAUCCGAUCCGAAGCAGAAGAAGCAGGAGACAAGGCUAUGAAGAUCUACGCUAACCUGACCAGCCUGCCUACAUUUGAUGUCAAAUCACUAGAGGAUGAAGCCAAUAAAAUAAAGAAGGAAGCAUCGGAUCUGGAUAAGCUCAUCGAUAAAACUGAGAGGGAAUACAACGAUCUGAGAGAAGACUUGAGAGGAAAAGAAAACGAUGUCCGCAGACUGCUGGAGAAGGGCAAGACCGAGCAACAGACAGCGGAUCAGUUGCUGGCACGCGCAGAUGCAGCCAAGGCUCUGGCAGAAGAGGCAGCAAAGAAAGGCCUUACCACAUUCCAGGAGGCCCAGGACAUCCUCAACAACCUCCGAGACUUCGAUAAGAGAGUGAAUGACAACAAGACCACAGCAGAGGAGGCGCUGAAACGUAUCCCACAAAUCAACGCGACGAUCAACGCAGCCAACGAGAAGAACCGGCAGGCCGAAGCGGCCCUGGGCAAUGCGGCAGCCGACGCCAGAGAGGCCAAAUCCAAGGCGGAGGAAGCCGAGAAAAUCGCCAGCAACGUCCAGAAGGGUUCGGCUAAAACCAAAGCAGAGGCAGAAAAGGCGUUUGGAGAUGCGAUGAAACUGGAUGAUGAGGUGAAGGACAUGAUGAAGGAGCUGGCAAAAGCAGAGAACGAGCUGGAGAAGAAGAAAGAAGAGGCAGCGCAGGACAUGAUGAUGGCUUCGAUGGCAUCAGACAAUGCAAAGGAAGCAGAAGAAAAUGCCCGCAAAGCCAAAAACUCUGUCCGCACCGUUCUCAGCGCCAUCACCGACUUGCUCAGCCAGCUGGGCAACAUCGACAAGGUGGACUUGAGCAAGCUAGACCAGAUCGACAGAUCGCUGAAUGAAGCCAAGGAGAAAAUGGCGGGCAGCGACCUGGACAAGAAGCUGAAGGAGCUGAAUGACAUGGCCAAGAGCCAGGAGGACAUGAUCAGUGAUUACGACCGGCAGAUCCGCGAGAUCCGCGCCGACAUCGCCAACCUUAACGACAUUAAGAACACUCUGCCUAAUGGCUGCUUCAACACGCCGUCCCUCGAGCGGCCUUAACCCCUCCCUCUCUCUCCCACUCCCCCCCCCCCCUCUUCUUGUCUCGACCACACCAGUCACCAUCUAACAAUCAGGGCAAGAUGCCAUUCUUUACCAAAACGUUUUGUUUUCUCUUUUUCAGUUGUUUUAGCUGUGUUUUCUUAUCCAUCAGUGAAGUCACACAUGAAACGUAUCUUUAUCAAAUCCCAGUAAUUUACAGCAGGUUUUUUUUUUUAAUUCAGAUAUGCAAAAAAAGGCUUGUUGAGGUGGCUUCUCAAGUUUUCCAGAACUUUUAUUCUUCCUCCAUCCUGCCUUCAGUCACACACUGUGCUCCAUUACAACCCCAGCUAUUUACUGUUGGUUCAGAAAAACGGACAGUGAAGGAAUCUUGUAUACUGUUUUCAUUGUAGUCUCUCUCUCCCUCUCUCUCUCUCUCUCUCUCUCUCUCUCUCACACACACACACACUCCUCCACUACAGUAUUCAGCUCAUCUCAUCCUCAAACAGUGACAUGUAGAAAUCUGACUCCGUAUCCGCUUCGCCUUUCAGCCCGACCCUUUUCACAUUUUUUUUAUUUUUUUUUGCUGCUUACUUACAGGUGUACCGCCAAUCACUUGAUCACUUUUUUUUUUUUUUUUUUAUUUGCAAGGCAAAAAAAAAAAUUUUCAACACUAUGCAACUUUGUACAUUUUGCGUAGCAAGACUUAUCUGAUACACUGGUGCUAAUAAUUAUUUCAAAAUGUUAUAUUUUUGUGUGAAUUUUUUUUUUUUUUAAUUAUUAUUAUUAUGGUAUAGUGUGAGGAUUUUUCUUUUUUUUUUCUCGUGUAAAUAUAUUCGUAAAUGUUUCAGGAAUGGCUUUUUUUUUUCUUUUUUUUUUAAUGACACCAUCACCCAGUCAGCUGAAGAGAACAUUAGCUACAAUCAGCUCUCCACCUCCAUAAUAUAUAAAUCUAUAUAAAUCUAUAUAAAUCUAUAUAUAUAUAUAUAUAUAUAUAUAUAUAUAUAUAUAUAUAUAAUGUAUGUCCUGUGGUAUAAUAUGCUUGCUUGUAUACAUGGCUAUUUUUUUGGCUCAUAGCACCGCCAUUUAUUUUAAUAAUGUUUUACUUUUCAGCGGGUGGUUAAUAAAUGGGGAAAAAAAACAACCAUACAAUGUUUUUGUAAGAAGAAGAACACUCGAAUACUCCCUUAACUAAAACCCGCCUUAAACGUAUGUACAAAUAUGUCUAACAUUUCAAACGUGUGUUUUUUUGUUGUUUUGUUUUGUUUUUGGACAGCAAGCUGGUCCCACGUGACUAGUUGACCAGAUGCGAUGGUGUCUUGUGCCUUAAUUAACUACUGGAGAAGGAUUCAUCAGCCCAAGAUUCAAGAUUUCUCUCCAUUUCUUUUUUUUUUUUUUUUGCCUGAAAACACACACACACACAACAGUGUAAUUAAAGAAGCAGGAAGAGAAUUAAGCACUCCACAAUGAUGAUGAUGAUGAUGAUGUACUUUGUCUGUUAUCUGGUGAACUUCUCCAGAAGGCUUCCUCCAAACCUCUCUCGCCUUACCAAUGUGGACACAAGUGCAACACAAUUUAUCUAUACAACAGUAUUGAAUUUUUUUUUUUAAUAUAACAAGUAUUUUUUUUUUAAAGCUGUUCCUCAGUAUGUGGGUGUGUGUUGCACAAGUUGGGUUUUAAGCUCCUGCUUUCCUCUGUUGAUGUUCAAGGCACCCGACCCCCACACACACAUACACAUACACAUACAUAAGGGCCUGAGAAACUCCAGCUUUGUCACCCGUUUGCCUGUUAAAUCAAAUUAUAACAUUUGAAUAAUAAACAAGUGGUUAUUUCCCGGA